CACGUGACAAAGCGAAGCAGAAGACGCAGCAGACAGCUUCGGUGGCGCUUCGCACUUCGGGCACCGGAGGGUUGGAAGUUGGAAAACAAUACCAUUCCCGAUUUUCACGUUAAGAUCUCGUGCUUCCCCUCCUGUGCCCGAACUCGGACGUUCUUCCCAUCCGAAGUGCUUUCCGGCGUCGCGGCCUGACCGGAGUGUCUCUGGCCGCCCCGGGGCUGUAGGCAUGAUUCGUCCUCCAUGACUGGGAUCCACUCUCGGCUUCGGCUCCAGGCAGGAGGAUGGAUGGCUGGUGCAGUUCCCCGGAGUUCCCCUGGGUGCCACAGGAGCAGGCACAGGCGCCGUGGCCAGACUUGUGGGACGAUGGCGACUGGGUGCCGCGGUCCCCGAGCCUUCAAGCUGUCCAGGGGGAUGCAGGUCCGGGCUUGCCGGCCUCCUUGGGCAUCCCCACUUGCCACAUGCUGUCUCAAGAUGUCAAGGCAGCCGUCGAGGAAAUAGAUUCUAUUGUGAAUGAGCUUUGGAGAACUGCUCCGCCUAUAGAUGCAGGAUUCCAUGAUGAUGACUCUAACACAUCUGCUCAAGUUGUUCCCAGUGAUUGUUCAGUAGCUUUGACGGACUUCAACUGUACCGAUUCAAACCAAACACUUCCUUUCUUGAGUGAUAGUCACAAUGAAGGGCUUGGUGGUCCCUCAGCGAAAGGAGCUCUCGACUCUGAUGGUACUUUUGAAAAGGAAAAGAAGACUAAAUACAAAUGUGAUAAGUGUGAUAAAUGUUACAUUUGGCAGCCUGAUUUAGUAAAACAUAAGAAAGUACAUUCUGGAAAACGUCAUAAAUGCUCUGAAUGCGACAAGAGCUAUGUAUUGAAAAGCGACCUCUGUAAACAUGAGAAGUCCCAUCAAGUUGGAAAGGCUUUUCCAUGUAAGAACUGUGGCAAGUCAUUUCUUACAGCAGGCGAUAUGCACAAACAUAUGCGUAUCCAUACUGGCGAAAAACCAUACUUCUGCAAUAUGUGUAACAAAAGUUUCUCUGCCAGUGACAAUUUUCAUAAACACUUACGAAUUCAUUCAGGGGAAAAACCGCUGGUCUGUCUUGACUGUGGUCAAAGAUUUUCCAAGAAAAGUAAUCUUCAGCAGCAUAUCCGAAUUCACCUUGGUGAAAAGCCAUUUCAAUGUGACACCUGCGGACUAAGCUUCACUCAAAAGACUCAUUUGAAAACUCAUAUCACAACCCAUAGUGGAUUAAAGCCUUAUUUCUGCUCCAGUUGUGACCAACGCUUUACAAGGAAUGCUGAUUUGAAACGUCACAUCAUUCGAGCUCAUUCAGAAAGAACAGAGAAUAGAGGUUUGUGACCAUAUUAAGCCCAUGUUCUAUGGGCUGUCACAUUGAUAUCUUUUCAGAUUGUGGAAAUGUUGAUUUUGUAAGCUCUUGGGCUUUGAUGCUACAAUUUUUUGUAGGUACGGAAUAAUGAUUAUGAUGAUAACUGAGCUAAGGUGUGACUAUGCAAGGUCACUAAGCAAGUCAAACAUUUAUAAUGAAUAGUGUUGUUAGCUUUCAACAACUUUUAAAGUUGUUUUCCUCAUUAUUUACAUGUGCUUUUCAUACCUGUGAUGAUGAAGUUGAGUUUUCUGGGGGAUAAGUUGUUCCCACCUACAUCAUUUUUUUUGUUGUGUCUUCAGUCACUAUAAAGUAUAAUUCUAAGUAAACGAUAGAAUGAUUAUGACAAUAAUGAAAGUCAGCCAUUUGAUAUAAGAUAGAUUAUUUAUAAGCUUUUGCUUAUGUGCUAUUGUAUAGGAUGGGUGAGUACUGCAAACAAAGCACUCAUGUUUUGUAGCAAGCAUGUCCAGGAAUCAUGCACAAUUUUUGUGCCUUAUAGAUGGUUUAACCCAUGCUACAGCUGUCAGUACCGCUGGACAAUAAUUUUAAUGAAGCAACUUGGUAUAUAUUUUUAUGUACAUUUAUGCUUUUAUGUUCUAGUCUUUGUUGAAUUCAUAUCUUCUUCUCUCACUUCAUGUGAUGUUUCAAUUUUCAAUCGCUUCAUCAUUAAGUGGAUGAACUCAGUGUUAACACUCAUUCAAAUGCUGCAUUCCGAAUACUUAUCUAAUGAUUCAUCACCCAAUCAUGUUAUUUUUAUCAGAGACUGUGAUAUUGUGAUACCCUAUAUGUCUGUGGUCAACACGCUGAAUCAGUUCAGGAAAUUGAGGGAGAAUGCUGAGUACCUAGGACUCAAAGGAGCGCUUGUAAAAAAAAUUAGGGUACCUCAUUGCUUGUCCUUCCUGUCAUAUCCUCUGUACCUGAUCAUGAAGUUUAUCAAUCAUACCAUAUCUCAAAACGCCAGACAAGCAUCUGUUUAAGAUUCUUUAUAUUUGGCUUCUUUGAUCUUUGGGGUGUAUUAUCUCUUGUUUAACAUAUUUUCUUUGUGAUACUAAGUGACUUCUUAUUACUAUAAUUUGUUUCAUUUGUCACUUGCUAUUGAUUUAUGUGGCUUGACAAUAAAGGCAGAUUAUCUUUGACGAAA
Thrips palmi is the source of this 2512-nucleotide messenger RNA. Its product is annotated as zinc finger protein 239-like. Gene Ontology annotation, biological process: regulation of transcription by RNA polymerase II. Lineage: Eukaryota; Metazoa; Arthropoda; Insecta; Thysanoptera; Thripidae. Gene Ontology annotation, molecular function: RNA polymerase II cis-regulatory region sequence-specific DNA binding; DNA-binding transcription factor activity, RNA polymerase II-specific. The record is from RefSeq and is a predicted model, not a curated record. The transcript is spliced from 2 exons. Bases 279 to 1346 code for a protein of 355 amino acids.